Messenger RNA from Carcharodon carcharias (great white shark), 4465 nucleotides. Its product is annotated as beta-1,4-galactosyltransferase 5-like. The record is from RefSeq and is a predicted model, not a curated record. Bases 412 to 1566 code for a protein of 384 amino acids. Gene Ontology annotation, biological process: carbohydrate metabolic process; glycoprotein biosynthetic process. Gene Ontology annotation, molecular function: UDP-galactose:glucosylceramide beta-1,4-galactosyltransferase activity. The transcript has 9 exons. Lineage: Eukaryota; Metazoa; Chordata; Chondrichthyes; Lamniformes; Lamnidae.
GAGGCUGCAAUUUCACCGUGGGAAUAAAGAGUAUAAAGGGAUAUGCGCGUGUGUUUAAAAUCAGUAAUAUCGUUUUCUUUACAGGAAACGCAUUACCACGUUCGAAACUCAAUUCUUCCUUUUCCUUUGGCGAACAAGAGGGCGGUCCCGACUCUCCCAGCCGGAAGUUAACAAAAAAAAACUAGAGCAAGAUCUGCAAUCCCUCAGUUUAAAGGCGGAUUCCUCCUUAUUCAUGAGUGCGGAGAGCAGCUUCCUUUUUGCCGCUAUCCCAUCGCGGACGCUCUCCCCCUCCCUUGAAUAAAAUCUCUUAGUCUUUGGUGUUCCCCGACCUCUUCGCCGUAGUGUGUGUGUGUGCUUUUUUUUUCUAACGGGGGCGUCUGCAAUUUUUCUAUAUUUAUUUUAAAGCAUAAUAUGAGAAUUUUACGCAUCCCGAACCGCUCAGUGUUUGCUUUGUUAUUUCUCUUCUCCUUGUCAUCAUCAUUCCUCUACUUCAUAUAUGUAGCGCCCGGAUUAGUAAACACGUAUCUAUUUAUGAUGCAAGCCCAAGGCAUCAUGAUCAGAGAGAGUGUGAAAACAAUGGGAUCCCAAAUGUAUGAGCAGGUGGUUCGCGGCACUUAUGCCAAGAUGAACAGCAGCCUUAAUGGUACAGAUUAUCCAGAUGAUUUAAACCAUAGUGAAACUUAUCUACAAACAACAACGUUUCUUCCUGAAGAUUUUACCUACCAAGCAAACCUCAUGUGCCCUGAAAGACUUCCUUCUAUGAGGGGCCCAAUUGAUGUAAACAUGACUGAAAUUUCAUUGGAAAAGAUCCAGGAAUUAUAUGCUAAGGAUCCUUAUAUUCGGAUUGGUGGUCACUGGAAGCCAAGAGAUUGCAGGCCUCGUUGGAAGGUCGCAAUUUUGAUCCCAUUCCGCAAUCGUCAUGAGCAUCUUCCAAUCCUGUUGAGGCAUCUGAUUCCAAUGCUACAGCACCAACGCUUGCAGUUUGCUUUUUAUGUGAUUGAACAGGCUGGGUUCCACCCAUUUAACCGUGCAAUGCUGUUCAAUGUUGGAUUUAUGGAGGCUUUGAAAGACAUGGACUGGGAUUGUGUAAUUUUUCACGAUGUUGAUCACAUACCUGAAAAUGAUCGUAACUACUACGGUUGUGGCCAGAUGCCAAGGCACUUUGCAGCCAAGUUGGAUAAAUACAUGUACUUGCUUCCUUACGAUGAAUUUUUUGGUGGAGUAAGUGGACUAACAGUGGAACAGUUUAGAAAAAUCAAUGGAUUCCCAAAUGCGUUUUGGGGUUGGGGAGGUGAAGAUGAUGAUCUCUGGAAAAGGGUUCAGUUUGCUGGCCUUACUGUAACAAGACCAGGCGGUGAUUUGGGAAAAUACAAAUCUGUUCCUCACCACCAUAGAGGGGAAGUGCAGUUCUUGGGAAGAUAUGCUUUAUUGAGACAUUCUAAAGAGAGGCAACAGCUUGAUGGCCUGCAAAACUUGAAGUACUUUCCAAAUAUCACAGUUGAAGUCUUGUAUAAAAAUAUAACUGUAAACUUGACACCGGAGCUGGCUCCAGUGAGUGACUAUUAAGUUAUAAUAGGCAUAACAGGUUAGUGAGGAUUAGGGUUGCUUGCUCAGAGAAAAUUGAUGGACUUGUAAACCUGGUUUUUAAAAAAAAAAUCUGCAGUGAGACAACACAAAAGUUCCUUUGCGUAGUCUUGAGGAAUUGGCCAGCAGUUUGAUUUUACUCUCAACAGGUUGGGUAAUGGUCAAUGACUAUACAGGAGUGCUGGUGUCUAUGAUAGAAUCAGGCUUGAAAUUCAUUGUCAUGAACUUCAUCAGUGUAACCUCUUAAUCUCACUUUUCCAAUUGAAUAAUACAUCAUUGAUCAAGAAGGAAAAAAUACUGUCGAAUCCAUGCAGCAGCAUCGCGGCAAUGAAUCAAACUGAAUUCCAAGACUGCAGACCUACUUGGAAACUAUUGUAUUGUAUUUUGGCAUUGGAUGCCAACAGGAAUGAAGUGAGCAGUUUCCUUUCCAAUCACCUUGUGAUCAAAUACUAAAUUAGCUGAAAAACAUACCAUUACCAUUUUUUUUAUUCACUAGCAAUUGUUAAUGCACUUCUAGUGGACAAAGUUUUUGUAAAUAAGCUGUGAAUUGCCAGAUAUUUUUUUAUUUAUAGUCUAAUGAACCACAAGGUUUACAUGUUGAGAUCAACAAUUUAAGUCUGACACUGUUGUAUAUGUAAGGCACAGAACACACACUGAAUAUAAUCUCCUUUAAUUUUAAAUGUGAGGUGAUUUGAUUAGUAUGUGUUCCUGAAUAUAUGACUUGAGUGUUCUGUUUCAGCCCUCUUUACUGCUACACUCUCAUGCUGCUGAAAUUCAUAGAUCCUUCCUAGAAAAAAUGGCAUUUUUACACAUGCCUUAGUUAAACUGUGGUUGCUUGACUUUAUUCAACAUAACUGAUUAUAUUUGAAAUAUCAGCAUUUUCUUAAAAACAAAUGUGUGCCAAUGAUAUUGUAGCAUUUUGUUCUAUUAAUUCUUAUGUUACGACACUAGAAGUGUAGAAAACUAUUUUCCGUCUUUGUUAUGAAUUGAGUUUAUGGCAACGUCCAGCACUUGUGAAACUGCUGAGUUUGUGUUUCUUUAAUGUUCUACAUUGGGGGUUCAACUGCCUUCUCUAGUCCAUGGCGUUUAGCUGAUAAUUUCAGCUUAUCUGUCUGAAUUGGAGAGUUCCUUACCCCUACCAUGUUUGUGAACAUUAGUAAAAUGUCAACUUAUUGAUUAAGAUGCUAAAGCCCAUUGCCUGUUUAAAUUGUUAGCCGUUUUAAAAUGAAGCAUAAUUUAUGGUGUUAGAUGUUGUAGCUCACUGCAUCAGAGAACAGUAGGACAUGGAGCUACACGUAAGAUUCUGCAGUUUUUUUGCCAAUGAUAAAUGAAGUGUUUGGGAAAACAUGAUGAGCCCACCUAUGCAGCUUUAACAACUGCUGGAGGUCCAUCGUUAAACGUGCCAGGAGAAGAGAUGGGAAAAUAUUUUUUUUUAAAGAAGUGGGGUAUAUGUAUAUGUAUAUAUGUAUGUAUAUUUUUGUAUCAAUCUUUGGUUUACAUCUUUUAUGAGUCUAAGAUCCCAUCCACCAAUGAACGGCAGUGACAUGACACAGGCCCUGCUGUUUGCAGUGAGGAAUAACCCAAGUGAGUAGACAUUGAAGCUUUUGUUGCAAGGUCAUGAUCAGUCGGUAUGAGAGGACAUCUAGGGAUGAAAUUUCUCCUGUUCAUUUUUUUUUCUAGCCAAAUGGUUAGUGUGAACACAAAAUAGAAUUUCUAUUUUAUUUUCUGCUGAACCUUUUUUGCUUAAAAAAAAAUUCAGGACAAAGGAUUUCAUUGUCCUAGGCUUAUCUGUCCUUGAAAGGCUGCUAGCCUUAUUUAGUUUUUAUGUUUGCAUUUAAAACUGAUGUUUCACAAAGGAGGAAUAUUGCAUAUAUUAUCCUGAAGACCGAGUAUGAUGCAGUCAGAGUGUAUAGCAAUAAAGAAAAUGCUGAUUUGUUUCAUUUUCAGCUGUCGAUGGUGAACUGUAUUGCUAUUUCUGAAUCUGGUAUAUUACUGCAGAAAUAAAAUCGUAAUUGUAUUUUGUUUUGAUUUAUAGCUAUAUGUAACCAUAUGUUUUUCUCCACCUCUUUUUCCUUCAGUUCCAUUCCCACUCCCUCUCCAAAAUGGCUUUGAUGAAGCACUUAAAUAUGUACUAUUCAUGUUUUGGCGAUUUCUAUACAAUGAGUUUUGUGUAUUUGUAUAGAAGAGAAAAUUGUGAUGUGCAUGUUCUAACAUGAUAUAGAAAACAUUUUGAAAAAUGCCACAGCUUAAGAAUCGGAAAGCUGUUGUAAGGCAGCAUAAGCUCCAAAAUCAUCUUGGUAAAGGUACCUUUCAGUUUUAACUUGGUGUCAAUUUAAAAAAAUGCAAACCACAGAUUUUGCUUUUUGUAUAUACCUUAUAGUUUUUCGGUAUAUUUACUCAGUAAAACCCCUUGCCCAUUUCACAAACGUGUUCCAUGUUGUGGGAAUGAAGGAUAAUUCUGAUUUGGAUCGCUUUUUACCAUGUUGGUGCACAAGACCCACAAUAUGUUUGUAUAUGACCCAAACUGCAUGCAAAAAGAAAUUAGUAAAUAUACAAGAAUGUAGAAAUCUAUCAAACUUUCUAUAACACUGCAGGAAGAGGGGCAAAAGAGGCCUGACAAUAUAAGAUCUUUUUCUCAAAUGUUGGCAUGUAUUGUUUAUAGAAUAUGGUUCCUAUUUAAAUUUUUGUUGUAUGGUCUAGUUUUUGCAUGUUUCCAAGUAGAGCUGGACAGAUCAGCAAAGUUCUAGACCUGUGCACUGAAAAGCAUUAGAGUUCUCACCUCAAAGCCUUCUGUCCUAUCUUCACUCCUUUGCUCAUUUGUUAUACAUUUUUGUAUUAAUUUAUGGAUGAUUUUUUCAAUAAAAAGUGAAAGACACCAUGA